AUGGAUAUGCUUUGGCACAAAAGUUCCUUAUUCUUGGAAUUGCUUCACUACUUGUUGAUGAAGCUCAGCAAACUCAAAGAAAAAGAUAAGAUGAAACCAUCAAAGGGUAAAACACCUUUCUUGUUGCUUGUUCAAAUUCUUGAAGUUCUUAACAAGGAGAGGAACGGUAGGGCACUGCUUGCAAAUUUUGCAGAAGAGUGGUCAAGACUUGAGACUGCUUUCAAGCAUGUUCGUGGUGUUUUUGAGUUCAGGUUCAAAGGUUAUAAAUCUGUGGGUAAAGAGACUCUUACGGAUUUGUUUGAAGGGCUGAGUAAGCUAAGAAGAGGUUAUUGGAGUGAUUCAGUGGGAUUCUUCGAAGAAGAAAAUGGAAGAGACAAGUGCAAGUGCUGCAUGAACUGUCUCAAGGCUACUCACUUCAAUAAUGUGAAAGUGUCAUACAAAGCAUUGCAGACUGAGGUUACAGCAGGAAGUGCAUCUGGGUUCAAUGGUUGA
Arabidopsis thaliana (thale cress) is the source of this 492-nucleotide messenger RNA. RefSeq lists its product as uncharacterized. The transcript has 5 exons. NCBI's taxonomy places the organism in Eukaryota, Viridiplantae, Streptophyta, Magnoliopsida, Brassicales, Brassicaceae. The coding region runs from base 1 to 492 and encodes 163 amino acids. The record is from RefSeq and is marked reviewed.